This is a messenger RNA of Oppiella nova, 1476 nucleotides long. Lineage: Eukaryota; Metazoa; Arthropoda; Arachnida; Sarcoptiformes; Oppiidae. The record is from the annotation of a GenBank genome assembly.
GAGCAGGUGCUGAACCGGUGGCGCCAUUUGAAGGACGCGCUCAUCGAGAAGAGGUCCAAAUUAGGCGAAUCGCAGACUUUGCAGCAGUUCUCGAGGGAUGCGGACGAAGUGGAGAACUGGAUCGCCGAGAAGCUCCAGAUGGCGAUGGAUGAGAGCUAUAAGGAUCCCGCGAACAUACAGUCCAAGCACCAGAAGCAUCAGGGUAUGUGGCACUCCAUUGUGUGGGUUAUGAUUGUCCAGAGGCUCACCUCAAUCGCCGAGCAGUGGACACACCUCUCGCAGAAGACGACCGAAAAGUCGCUGAAACUAAAGGAGGCGAACAAACAGCGGACGUUCAACGCGGCCGUCAAAGACAUCGACUUCUGGUUAGGAGAAGUGGAAGGACUGCUCAAGAGUGAGGACUCCGGCAAAGACUUGGCGUCCGUUCAGAAUCUGAUUAAAAAACAUCAGUUGGUUGAGGCGGACAUCCAGGCCCACGAGGACCGCAUACGCGACAUGAAUGGGUUGGCCGACAGUCUUAUAGAGUCGGGUCAGUUCGAUACGGCCACCAUUCAGGAGAAGCGCUCGUCUAUUAACGAACGGUACGAGCGGGUGAAGACACUGGCGACCUACCGGCGCACUCGACUGAACGAAGCGAAUACUCUGCACCAGUUCUUCAGAGACAUCGCGGACGAGGAGUCGUGGAUCAAAGAGAAGAAGCUGUUGGUCAACAGCGACGACUACGGACGCGAUCUGACGGGUGUACAGAAUUUGCGCAAAAAACACAAACGCCUGGAGGCGGAGCUCCAGUCGCACGAGCCGUCCAUUCAGGCCGUACAGGACGCCGGCCAGCAGCUGAUGGUUGAGAGCAAUCUGGGAGUGCCGGAGAUCGAGCAGCGGCUACAGGCGCUCGAGCAGAACUGGCACGACCUGAAACGCAUGGCGCAGCUCAGGGGCAAUAAAUUGGAGGAGUCGCUGGUCUUCCAGCAGUUUUUGGCUAAAGUGGAGGAAGAGGAGGCUUGGAUUUCGGAGAAGCAUCAGCUCCUGUCCAUCGAGGACUACGGCGACACUAUGGCCGCCGUUCAGGGUUUGUUGAAAAAACAUGACGCCUUCGAAGCGGACUUCGCUGUACACCGGGAGAGGUGUGCGGACAUCAUAAACGCGGGCCAACAGCUCGUCCAGGAGGGGAACCACCACUCGGACGGCAUUCAACAGCGUCUGCAGCAACUGUCCACCCGUUUAGACGCGUUAGACGGCAGCGCCCGGCGCCGUAAGGGUAAGCUGUUGGACAACUCGGCGUACCUGCAGUUCAUGUGGAAGGCCGAUGUGGUCGAGUCGUGGAUCGCCGACAAGGAGGUACAGGUGCGCAGCGAUGACUACGGCCGCGACCUCUCAUCCGUGUCCACUCUGCUCACGAUUGUCGCCCAUCGCCAGCACCGACUGAAUGCGAUCCUUAUUGGCCGCCAAUUCCGCCUCAAAUGCUAUUCACACACAUAA